CUGAAACUAAUUUGUCCCUGGCAGUCCUGGCUCAGGGAGAGCAGUGGUCACUGCAUCCCUGAGACCUCCUGCCGUCAUCAUCUCCUACACAGACACCAUCCUGAUUGCCAGCUUGACAAGGCUAGAAUCACCCGGAGAGAACUCUGGGCUUGUCUGCGAGGGGGCUUCCGGACUGAAUUCAUGGGGAACUAUGCUCUAAUUAUAUACAGCCUAGAGGUGUUGUCUAAGGACACGUUAGAGUAUAUAAACUGGGGAGAAUUAACUGAAGAAGCUCAGUCCAUGAGGCCAUGUAGAAGCCAUCAUCCAUGCUGGACCAAGCUUCCCAGGGCAGUUGCUUUGGGGGUCACCCAUGCUCUGAAGGUCCCCAUAAUCGAUGUGAGCCUGGACUCCAGCUUGGCAAGCUCUCCGGGAUUGAUUACUACUGACUGGGAUCAGGGGUCAUCGCCCCCACCUAUCACCCUCAGUGGACCCUAGAUCUGACCUCCAUAAGCAAAACCCUCCCAACCUGGAGAUUGCCUGACUUCAGCCGCUCCUGCACUAAGUGACAGACGGGCUGGACUUACGAGUCCUCAGGUCUCUGUGCCCUCCGCCACCGCCAGCCACCCCUGAAGAGCCAUGAUUCGCCCUUGGGUUCUCUGUCUCCUCCUCUUUUCUCACUCCUCCGCCUAUUCUGAGAGCUGGAUGCCCCUCAUAAACCUCUCCCACCGCUUACUCAAGGACGCUAACUCCUCCUUGUCUUCCAGCUGCUGGGUCUGCUUGUCCAUCCAAACCCAGCGAUCUCUAGCCAUCCCAGCCCCACUAACGACUUGGACAGACUCGCCCAUGAAACUUCAUAUCACAUACUCAACCCGGACCCUCUCCGGCCCUUACCCUAUUUCUGACCUCGAGAGGCGCCUCCAGAAUUUCCAGCCAUUAACUGCGCAUGACUCUUUCGUCAAUCCUGACCGACGGGCCAUUGCUCUUCUUCAGCUCACUAGCUUAACAGGCAUACUUCCCAUACUCUCCCGAAUUACCUCCUCCAGAUACACUGGAGAUCACAUCUAUGAGUCCGCCCAGCGCCCCAUAUGGGGGCCGCUCUCCUCCCAGACCCUCCUCUACUCCCAGGCUCCUCUCUGUAUAUCCCGUUUCUUCAAGAACUCAAGGCAUGCCACCUUCGUGGGCAACCUCUCCGCUUCUCUCUGCAACCACACGUUUCAUCUUUCCCCGUCUGCCAACCACCAAUCCAUAGAUCUGUCCACCAGCUACGCAUUUGCCCAGCUAAUGACCAUGCCAGGCGCUAAGUGGAGAAAUCCCUUGCGCUUUUCAGGACCCCCUUCCCUAACCUCAGGGCAGCCUUACCACCCCUGCCUGGUAGACGACAUCCAUUGUCACACCUACCCAACCACGCCCUGGAGGCAGUGCCCUUCCUUCCCGUCCAGCACCUGCUAUAAUCUUACGCUGUUUGAACCAGACAACACAACUCACCCCAUCACCCUGUCUGUGGACACCACGUACUUCAAGAUUAAACUCCAGGGACAUAAAGAUCCCUAUCCACUCUUUCAGUAUCAGCCCCUCAUGGGGGCAGCCCUCUCUGGACAAUAUUCAGUCUGGGAAUAUGAAUCCACUGUCCAGGAAAACGGGGUCAUCACUCCAAACAUCUUCUCACACCUUCUCUCCUUAACGUACUCCUUUUGUCUCAACUCCUCGGGAGUCUUCUUCCUCUGCGGAAGCUCGACGUACGUCUGUCUCCCGGCCAAUUGGUCGGGUGUCUGCACCCUUGUCUUCCAAUACCCAGACAUUGAACUCCUUCCCAGUAACCAAACCGUAACUGUCCCCCUUUUUGCUACAAUUCCCUCCUGGGUCUCCACUUCUCGCCGGAAGAGAGCCUUUCACCUCCUCCCCCUUCUUGCGGGCCUGGGCAUUACUUCCGCCCUCGGGUUGAGCAUCGCUGGCAUCACCACCUCAACCAUCUACUUCCAACAGCUUUCGAAGGCUCUCUCGGACAGCCUAGACGAAAUAGCCACCUCCGUUAUCACCCUCCAGGACCAAAUAGACUCGCUGGCGGGGGUCGUUCUCCAAAACCGUAGGGCUCUGGACCUCAUCACCGCCGAGAAAGGGGGCACCUGCCUCUUCCUCCGCGAAGAGUGCUGCUUCUAUGUAAACCAGUCCGGAGUAGUCCGGGAUGCAGCAAGGAAACUUCGAGAAAGAGCAUCCGAACUCCGCCCAACGUCCAGCUCUUGGAUCCAGGGGCUGGAGCUGGGAUACUGGCUGCCCUCCUGGUUGACAUCCUUCAUAGGACCCAUUCUCUUUAUCCUGUUUCUGCUCAUUUUUGGACCGUGUCUUCUUAACUGCUUGACUCACUUUGUAUCCCAGCGAAUGAGUUCUUUCAUUCAGAACACUACCAAAGGGCACGUGGACAGGAUCCUUCUGCUUCGAGAGUCCCAGUACAAGAGACUUCCCCCGGAGGAGGCUGCCAUCCAGCAGCAAGAAACUACCUGAACCACAGACCCCGCCCCCUUCUAUCUACGGAUCUGUAGAAAUAAAGGUCACUGUUGGCCACACCCACACCAUUUUGAAAAUCUUCUCCAGGGGCUGGAGAGAUGGCUCAGAGGCUAAGAGCACCGGCUGCUCUUCCGGAGGUCUUGAGUUCAAUUCCCAGCACCCACAUGGUGGCUCACAACCAUCUGUAAUGAGA
This is a messenger RNA of Mesocricetus auratus (golden hamster), 2674 nucleotides long. It is a transcript of the gene Syna, whose product is annotated as syncytin a. The coding region runs from base 616 to 2478 and encodes 620 amino acids. The transcript is spliced from 4 exons. The record is from RefSeq and is a predicted model, not a curated record. Gene Ontology annotation, biological process: syncytium formation by cell-cell fusion. Lineage: Eukaryota; Metazoa; Chordata; Mammalia; Rodentia; Cricetidae.